Molecule: messenger RNA, 5963 nt
Organism: Choloepus didactylus (southern two-toed sloth)
Lineage: Eukaryota; Metazoa; Chordata; Mammalia; Pilosa; Megalonychidae
Gene: IPMK
Product: inositol polyphosphate multikinase
Exons: 6
Coding region: 32-1291 (419 amino acids)
Biological process (GO): inositol phosphate biosynthetic process
Cellular component (GO): nucleus; cytoplasm
Molecular function (GO): inositol tetrakisphosphate kinase activity; inositol-1,4,5-trisphosphate 3-kinase activity
Source: RefSeq, a predicted model, not a curated record
CUAGCCGCCGCCACCGUUUCAGUUCUCCGUUAUGGCAACGGAGCUGCCAUCCCCUCUCCGGCUUGAGGCACCGGGCCCCCCAGAAAUGAGGACCCCGCUGACUAACGAGGCCGCCCCCGAGGGCACCCUGCAGUCGGCGGGCGGCAAGCUUCGAUUCCUGAAUGGCUGCGUGCCCCUCUCGCAUCAGGUGGCCGGGCACAUGUACGGGAAGGACAAAGUGGGUAUACUACAACAUCCAGAUGGCACAGUUUUGAAACAGUUACAACCCCCUCCACGGGGUCCAAGAGAGCUGGAAUUCUAUAAUAUGGUAAGUGAGGUAUAUGCUGCUGAUUGUAGUGACAGUGUUCUUCUAGAGCUACGAAAAUAUCUACCCAAAUAUUAUGGCAUUUGGUCACCUCCCACUGCACCAAAUGAUUUAUACCUAAAACUGGAAGAUGUGACGCAUAAAUUUAAUAAGCCCUGUAUAAUGGAUGUAAAGAUAGGGCAAAAAAGCUAUGAUCCUUUUGCUUCAUCUGAGAAGAUUCAGCAACAGGUCAGCAAGUACCCAUUGAUGGAAGAGAUUGGGUUUUUGGUGCUUGGCAUGAGGGUCUAUCAUGUUCAUUCUGAUAGCUAUGAGACACAGAACCAGCACUAUGGAAGAAGCUUAACAAAAGAAACAAUAAAGGAUGGAGUCUCCAGGUUUUUUCAUAAUGGGUUCUGCUUAAGAAAAGAUGCUGUUGCUGCCAGUAUUCAGAAGAUUGAGAAAAUUCUGCAGUGGUUCGAAAGCCAGAAGCAGCUUAACUUUUACGCAAGUUCAUUACUGUUUGUUUAUGAAGGUUCAUCUCAGCCAACCACUACAAAAACAAAUGACAGAACUUUGGCAGAAAAAUUGUUGUCCAAAGGACAGCAGUUAGACACAGAAGUACUGGAGUACAAUAAUAACUUUCAUGUGUUAAGUUCCAUGGCAAAUGGAAAAAUAGAGCCUUCAGUAGGCAAAAGCUUGUCUAAAAUGUAUGCUCGUCACAGAAAAAUGUAUUCUAAAAGGCAUCACAGUCAGACUUCAUUGAAAGUUGAAAAUACGGAGCAAGACAAUGGGUGGAAGAGCAUGUCACAGGAACAUUUAAAUGGAAAUGUAUUUUCCAAACUGGAAAAAGUUUUCUACCACCUUCCCACUGGUUGUCAAGAGGAUGCAGAAGUAGAAGUGCGAAUGAUAGAUUUUGCUCAUGUGUUCCCUAGCAAUACAGAAGAUGAGGGAUAUGUUCAUGGGCUAAAGCAUUUAAUUACUGUACUGCGAAGUAUUUUGGACAAUUGAAUCCUUUGCUGCAAUCUUUUUUAAGGGAUGGGCCAAUCAUAAUGAAGAGCAACAGUCAGUAUCUCUGUCCUUGUAAUGCUAUGUAAAAAAUUUGUAUUGUAUGUCUGCAUUUUGUUUGUCUAUAUACUUUUGGUAGAAGGGUUAACUUUUUUAUGAUCUUACUCAGGAAAACUAAUUAUUUGUUCAAUGGAAAACUAUGAAGAAUAAAGAAACUUAAGAAUAUUAAGCAGUAAGCAGGGAAUGUGGUGGUACAUGGCUUAAACAUCUAUUUGACUCAAGCAAAACACAAACCAUUGUUCGGUCAUUAAGAAUUUAGUUUGCUCUCUGCAGCCAAUUUAUUGUGAAAUCUCAGCCUGCCCAACGUUGACAAUGAGCCAUAUCUAAACUGUUGAAUUAUUAGAACACCUACAGAAAUCUAGAAAAAACAGGUUGAUGUCCGUAGUAUGCUAUGUAUGAAAUUAAUAAAACUGGAGAAGAUUCUACUUCAGAAAUAAGUACUGUUUAGGUUCUGUAUUAAAAGUUCAGACCAGCAUAUCAAAAGGUGCUUCACAGUGAAAUGAUUUAGAAUUGCUGCAUUCCAAAAUCAGGCUUUCCUUUUAAUUUCCAUUUAUAUGUAUUUCAAAAAAGUAUAUAUACUUCAUGAAAAAGUUAUUGGAGUGAACAACAACAACAAAAAUCUUGAAAUUAAUGGCACUAAUUAUUCUUGCCAGGAUUAGAAGAGAGGUUAUUUGCAAGGAACAAAGUACUUUUAUUCUGAAAUCUUUCAUCUAUGGAAAAAUGGAAAUAUAUGUUUAAUACAUUAUGAAAAGUGUUGUAAACCAUAUAGUACCUUUUUCUCUAAUAGCAGCUUCAAAAAGGUAGAUGAUUGAAGUUUUGUCUUAUUUUUCCUUAUGUAACUUCUGAGUUUUAAAAAAAGUCCUCAUUUAGUUAAAUAGUAGUAUAAACAUGUUGCUAAAUAUUGUUCUUAUAAUUCUAAUAAGCAAAGUAGUAACAACAUCUAAUAGUGUGAGUAUUAAAAUACUGUAUAUGUUAAUUAGCCAUAUAGAGUUGAGUGCGUAGCCAAGUCCUUGCUUCCAUUUCACUCUUAUUUUAAAAAGUUUUAUGUCAUAUUCAGCAGAGAAAUUUAUUAAAAUUUAAUUCCAUGGGGAUUGAGGGGCAAUCCUACUUUUCCUGGAAGAAUUAGAUGUUCAAGUAUUGUCUGUUUUACACCAUCACCUUUUAAAAAACAUAUUUAUUUGUUAUUAAAAACAUUUAAAACUUUGAAAUUAAAUUUGUAAACAUGUUUGAUGUUUAUGUUUUCACUGCUUGCAUUUUGAGUCACUAAUAACACUUAUAAGUGGUUGAACAGUUUUGCCAUAUUUCUAGAAAUGUUUUGGAGUUGUAAAUUGUUUGACUUUUUUUUCCCUCCCCCCCCCCAUAAUUACAAAUUAAACUUUUAAAUCAAUACCUUUUUUUGUAUUGUGGAAGAAAGUAUCACAAUUUUAUGUUUACCUCACUGUUUCACCUCUUUCUGAGGGCACUUUGCAAAUACCUGAAGCCAAACAGAAGUACCAUAUGCUUUAUGAAUUCAAUGCUUAGUAAACUUAUUAAACCUGAAUGACUUUCAAAUUCAUAUGCAUUUUAUUAGAGCAAAAUUUGAUUGCUUUACAUUUUUAAUUUAGAGUCAGUGUAAGUAUUUUCCAUAGAGAUUUCAUGUUUUUUCUAGAGACUGCCUAAAUGGGUAUUGGCUGUGUAGCUUAUUUUUGUGGAGAUGAAUUUCAAGGCAUAAUUAGUCAGAAAAUUUUUAGUUUUACAUUUUUUUCCUAUAAUGUGGACUUUUGUUGUUGUUGUUUGGAAAAUAGCUCAAUAAAUCUUAAGCUGUGACAGUUAACACCAUUUUGAGUCUUACUUAAAGAGACAGAGCUUUUUUUUUAAUAUAUGGGAUGGCAUCAGCCUAUGUACAAUGAAUUUAAUAAACUUAAGUAUUACCAGAUAUUUUGCACAUUUUUAGCCCAGUAAAGUCUGAAUCAACUGUUCCAGGUUAUCCAUAUUUGGAAAUACAGGUUUAUAAAAUUAAUCUUAUCUUUUUUAUACAAUAUAUUAUGUUUCUUUUUGUUUGUUUUAAUAAAACAAGAAGAGUUUUGUCUUUUUGUUUUUCAGGGAAGGGAUUAACAUUUAAUUCUGUUUGUUUACAUUUUUACAUCACUGUUAUCCAAGACCCAUUUUAUGUUACUUUACAAGUGAGCUUACAUGUAAUAGAGUUCGUAUCAAUUUAUGUAAUCUACACGUGACUAUUUUACUAUCUAGGCUAGUCAUUUAAGAUAAUGCUAAAUUUGACUACUGGGGGUGGGGAUGAAUGAUCAUGACUCACCAAGCAUAUUUGAACAUAUAAAUGUUUAAGAUGAAGCAAAAUAAGGAUAUAGUUUGGGUUAAUAGGAUUAUCAUAGUCCCCCCUGUUCCCACCCAGGAAACAUAAAUAAUGAUUUUAGUGUAUUUCUUAUGGAAUGAGAUUAUAAAAAGGACUUCAAGAAAUUGUUGAUAAUGAAUAAUACAUUUCUCUAAUAAGAAUUUAAAUUGUAUAAUAGUUUUAUAAUAAAGUAUUUACAUUAAUUGAUAUUUUAAUAUAGAUGGAAGUUGCAAAUGGAUGAAAAGUCAAUAAAAUGAUAAUUAUUUUAUCUAAAUAGUUUUCUAAUAAACAGUUAUGAAAAUGUGUAUAUUAAAUGGCUCGAACAUGGAGCCUGUGGUAUUUUCAACUCACUACUCAUUAUUCCUUAUGUGUCAGGGAAGAUUAUAUUUAUGCCUCUUUUACACUACAAUUUGCUGUUAGAUUGUUUUCAACUGAGUAAGAAUUUUUUUCCUGAAUUUUUAUCGAGUAAAACUUAGUAUUUUAUGAUUUCCAAGAGGAUGUUUCAUUUAUAUAAAGACUAUAUAUCAAAUUUAUAACAUAACUUAAGAAAAAGGAGUUAAUUUCUAGAGAUAUUUCAGUUGCAAUUUUAUUGUUUCUUGUAACUGAAAACACAUUUAUUUCUAGUAUUUGGAAUAUUGUAGAAGACCUAGAAUGAAGGAAAGCGGUAAAGCAGUGCAAGAAUUAAUUUGUGAAAUUACAGAAAUUGCUUCCAUUAUUUUAAAGUGUCAUCAUUUUAAUACCAUUUUCUUUAGCAGUUUGGCAUUUGUUACCUAAAACUUAAUUUGCUUUAAAAAUGGUUUAUAAUACUUUGUAAUUAUUGUUCUUAUUCAGUGCCUUUAACAAGCUUGAUUUAUUUGUAACCCUAAUUCUUCUUUUUUGUUUUUUUUUUACAUCCCAUAAUGUUGUUUUCAUAGUCUAGGAGACAUCCGUUUCUUUUAAAAUUUUGUCAGUUUGGUUAUGUAAAGAGGUAGCAAUUGUAUAUUAAUGCUUUGAAUAAACAAUUAGGAUUGCCUUUGGAUGUCAGACUUCUUAGUUCAUUCAAAAAUAUUUAUUGGAUGUUUACCACAUGCCAAGCAUUUUUGGACUCCAAAUAUACAGUUGUGAACCAAUCAGAAAAGUUCCUAACCAGUUCCAGCAUUCUGUCUAGAUGGCAUGGGGGUAGAGAAUUGAUUAAAAUAGAGAUACAAAAAUAUGCAUUUAAAGAUAAUAAAGAUAACUAGCAUUUGGGCCUGUAUAAAGAUAAGUAUUGAGUCAAGAUGAAGCAGCUAACAGUAUGUUAAAGAUGUUAAGAAUAAUGUUUUGCAGCAUUGUAACCUCUAUUUGACUUUUGAGUUUGUGUAGUAAUUAUAGAUAGCAUACAGAGCCUUAAUUUUUCCCUUUUCUUCCCAGUAAAGGUACAUUUAAUUAGAUUGUCCAUUCAGAGUAGUGUUUUAACAUAACAUUACAGUGGAAAACACUCCAUUACAUAUUCAUAAGCAAAUUACUGCACAUUUGAAAUUGUAUUUUACAAUUUAAUACCAGUGUUUUAGGCCUCAAUCUUAUCUUCAAAUCACUGGUAUUUUAAAUUUGGCAAUGAAUAUGAAAUUACUUUUCAACCUACAGAAUAAUUUUAUUGUUACUUAAAAUGCUUGUUAAUAUUUUAGAAAAGUUUAAACCUUCCCUUUUUAUGGAGCUAAUGUUUAAAUUCUUAUUAUCUUCAUAGCAUCUAGUAAGAGGAAAUAGUACUUACGUGAUUAAACAAAUUGGUAUAUACUUUCAAUAUAUUUUUUUUUAAUUUUUAAAUUUUAUCAUCAUUGGGGUUAAAUUUUGACUUGGUGUUCACUUACAAUGUAUAUUAACAGUUCAACUAUGAAGUGAAAUAUUCUGAAAUAUGUAUGAUGCACCUGCAUAUAAAUGACAAUGGUGUGCACAAAGACACUUUACUCUGGGAACUGUACUGGAAGAUUUAUGAAAGCAUGUGAAAUUGCACCUAAAAUUGUGUUAUUAGUGACUAUAAGCAGCAAUGCUAAAUUUAUUGUACUUGAUGAAUGAAUGUACUUAAUGUACUUAGUCUAGUCUCAGUUACCUUAGUUUCAAUGUCUAAUGUCGCUAGUUUUUCGUUUUUAAAUGUACUUGUUAUUUGUAUUGAUGGGGGUAUUCUUGAACUGUGGGGGUUAUUGUCAAUAUGUGGUUUGUGUUUUUAUUUUAUAUAAUCAUCUAAUGUGAUAUACUGAUUUUUUUGUAACUUAAGUGAUAUUUAGAUAAUUCUAAUAACUGUAUAUUUGACAACCUAUUAAAACGUUUUGC